Messenger RNA from Thlaspi arvense, 270 nucleotides. Lineage: Eukaryota; Viridiplantae; Streptophyta; Magnoliopsida; Brassicales; Brassicaceae. The record is from the annotation of a GenBank genome assembly.
AUGGGGUUAACUGUGAUACUAGGAAUUCAUCCAACACCCAGGAUGCUUCCUUUCCAUCCAAUGGAGUUGUUCAACGGUAGGAGAAUCAUUGGAUCAGUUUUCGGAAACGUUAAAGGGAAGACCCAACUCCCUCAUUUCGCCAAAGAAUGCAUGCGUGGGGUUCUUAAUUUGGACGAGUUUAUAACUCACGAGCUUCCCUUUAGCAAGAUCAAUGAAGCUUUUCAGCUGUUGCUCAAGGAAAAAUCAUUGAGGUGCCUUCUUCACCUUUGA